Messenger RNA from Dentiscutata heterogama, 414 nucleotides. Lineage: Eukaryota; Fungi; Glomeromycota; Glomeromycetes; Diversisporales; Gigasporaceae. The record is from the annotation of a GenBank genome assembly.
AUGAAACUAAUACAUAUCCACAAGAUUCUAAAACCCAGAAAAUACAAAAUUUCUAAUAAUUAUAUUGUUCAUACUUCAUAUGGGAAAAAAAACAACCAUAAAACAGUUAUUUGUUCAAUUUAUUAUUGUGGAAAAGAUGCAAAGUUUCGAGUUGUUUAUGGUGAUGAAUAUAAUGAUUAUGUAGAAUCUAAAGAAAGUCCUUUAGCAGUGGCAAAUUUAUAUCAAAAAGCUAUUGAAUCAAAAACUAAAAAAAAAAAAAAUUUAAACGAAGAAAAUCAAAAAAAAACUUCUAGUACAAAGUGGAAUGGAAUUCUUUUAUUUGGAUUACAACUACAACAAAUAAAAGAUAUUCAAGAAAUAAAACAAAUUAAUCAUAGUUUAAAGCCAUAUUUAUUGUUAAGUAAAUCAGAUUAA